Molecule: messenger RNA, 3833 nt
Organism: Xenopus laevis (African clawed frog)
Lineage: Eukaryota; Metazoa; Chordata; Amphibia; Anura; Pipidae
Gene: cdkn2d.S
Product: cyclin-dependent kinase inhibitor 2D S homeolog
Biological process (GO): negative regulation of cell cycle G1/S phase transition
Cellular component (GO): nucleus; cytoplasm
Molecular function (GO): kinase binding
Source: RefSeq, marked provisional
AAAAACAACAAUCGUACCACGUGGGGCGGUGACGUCAGAGACCGACAACAAGCGAUUGGGAAGACCGAAGCCAGCGAUUCUCAGAGAGACGAACCGCGUCCGUUGGAGGUUUGUGCUGGUCUUUCACCUGCCGGACACCGGGUCACGUGCUCAGCCUGUGUUUGCGCGGGAAGACGGCGAUAUAAGCUCUCCCUCAUGUUGCUACAAGAGACCAGCGCUGGAGACCGCCUGACACGAGCGGCUGCCAGGGGAGACCUAACAGAAGUGAAAAGGCUUCUCCAUGAAGAGAGGAUCCACCCUGACUGCCUGAACUGCUUUGGGAAAACUGCUCUGCAGGUCAUGAUGUUUGGCAGCACCCCAGUUGCAUCGGAGCUUUUGAAACAAGGCGCCACUCCUAAUAUUCAAGAUGCAUAUGGCACCACCCCUGCUCAUGAUGCUGCUCGCUGCGGUUUCCUCGACACCCUGCAGGUUUUAGUCCAACAUGGAGCAGAGGUGAACACACCUGAUGCCUCUGGCUCCCUACCUAUACACCUGGCCCUUAAAGCAGGUCAUGUACCUGUCAUUACCUACCUUGCCCUUAUCUCUGACCUUCAGCAACAUGAUCGGGAAGGGCAUACGCCAUCACAGUUGGCCGCCAUCUUGGAUCCUCGUCUGGCUUCCAUAUUUGAGCUCAGCACAUAGAGGAAACACCCAAAGUUGUCCAAACAUGCCAUAAGAACAAUUAAGGUGCUCAGUUUCUUUUUUCCUAGUGCAAUGCAUAGUAGUGUGUAGAUACUCAGUAUUAUUGUAUAGUUCAGCAUGUUUGUUACUGACUGCGGAGAGCUGCAAUAGUACCAAUGCCCUAUAUAUUGUUCUAAAUACUGGGAACAACUGCAGCACCCUUCAAGGGAAGGGGAACAUUUGCUAGUGGUUAAAUGCUGUUGGUUUUAGGGUAAUAACGAUGCAUUAAUGAGCACUUCUUUGUGUACAUAUUUACAUACAUGUGGCCGGUUACGUGCAGUUUUUUAUUUUAAUACUCAGGUCAUGUUUAAUUAUUAUUAUUUUUUUGAAUUCUUCUUCCAUCUUUGAAGUCCUUGUCUUUCUGCAAUUACUUUAUACUUAUAUAUGUUUAUCUUUAGUGAAACUUUCUAAAUUACAAAUGCAUUUAUUAAAGAUUUAGAUACAAUCCACCCCCCCCCCCAAAUAUCAUUGGUAAAUCACGAUAAUUACAUGCCACAAAAAAGUAACCAAUUACUCUUCUCACGCUGUAUAGAACUGGCCAAUCUGAGAUCACUUUGAAUAAUUGCUGGAAAUGACAAUUUAACCCUUUCUUAUCCGUAUUAAUUUUCUUCCACCUCCAGUACAAAUAUAGUCGGGCUCAUUUACCAGUUUCCCUGAGGCUUCUCAUAUUGUGCAUUCUGAAUGAUGUGCAUAGCUGGGGGGGGGAUACAGGGGACACCCAGAUGCUGCUCACCUCCUUGCUUCUCCUGUAUACAGUGUUAUACACAGAGUCAGGUGCAGCUGUUUGUGCUCUUUUCUGGGAAUUCUGUGGCUCGGUGCAACCCAUAUUCCCUCUUCCUAUACUGUAACUUCUCAAUCUAUAACUUUUCCUUUCAACCACCGUUUCUCUUUAAUUUAUAUGCAGCUCUUGUCUCUUGCAGUACAAUUACAUUAAUGGCAUUAUAUAAAAAACCCUGUGUAAUUCCCCUAUUGCUGCAUCAGCAAAAUAAAAAAUGCCAUUCCAUGAAGCGGCACAGAGGAAUGUGGUUGUGGGUAGGCCCUGGCCCUGCAGAAAAACAAUUUCUCUCUUACUUCCCACAUAGAGUCGUUCUGAAAUGUGCUGAGACCUCCAUAGUCCUCUCGUUAGUCCUCUCAUUAGAGAUUCCUACAGUAGUGUGUAGGAGGGAGGCACAUGUCAGCACAGCUCAUCCACACAAUGCAGCUCGGGGGUUUAAGUGAUUGCCCAAUAUAUGACCCUACAACUCCAAUAGCACCUGAAGGGCCACAGGUUGGGCAGCACUGAUAUUAAGAACCCUGUUUCUUAAGUGCCUAACGAGUAACAUUUAGUGAUUUGCUACUCACUGAUUUCCGUUGGUUUUGGAGUUGCUUAUUUAUAAAGAAAUGGGAUUCUGCCAGGUCUCAAUUACACAUAAUGGGUUGUCAAACCACAGCCAUUCCAUGAGUCUACUAUAAUGAUGCUUUAUAAAUAUAUAUAAAUAUAGAGCCCAGGGUUUUACUGGUGCCAUCUUGCCUUCCAGUCUUGAUCCUUUCAGUCUUAAUCUUGCCCUACUGUAUAUGCCACUGUGGUGUCCUAUGUUGUGUAGGGCCACCCUGCCAAUUUGCACCCCAAUUAUAGACAAUUGUACCCAACUUAGAGACAGCAAUGCCUAUAGCUUAGGAUAAGGAGAAGCAGGGCCAACAGCCACUCAAACGGAUCCACAGGACCAGAGAGGAUUAGUUAAAAAAAUAUUUUUAGUUAAAAAAUGUAUAUAAUCUCCAUCCGCCCUACGCGUUUCGUACCCACUUGUCGCACUUAGUCAUGAGCUCAUCAACCUUUAAAAUAAGUAAAUGUAAAAUUGAUGAGGAGGCUAUUCUAAGAACUUUUGUAAUUUACAUUCAUUAUUUAUUUUCCUUUAAUUCCAAGAUAUUAAAGGAACAGUAAUGUCAAAAAAUAAAAGUGUUUUAAAGUAAUGAAAAUAUAAUGCAGUGCUGCCCUGCACUGGUAAAACUUUGCUUAAGAAACACUACUAUUGUUUAUAUAAAUAAGCUGCGGUGUAGCCAUGGGGGCAGCCAUUCAAAGGAGAAAAAGCUCAAGUUACACAGCAGAUAGCAGAUAAGCUCUGUCUGUCUAAUGGUGUUAUCUGUUAUCCAUUAGUUAACCUGUGCCAUAUAGCCGUUUUUCAAUUUCCGCCAUUGCUCCACAGCAGCUUGUUUAUAUGAACUAUAGUAGUGUUUCUGAAGCAAACACAUCAGUUUUACCAGGGCAGGGCAACAGUACAUUAUAUUUUCAUUACUUUAAAUCACUUACAUUUUUUGGUGUUACUGUUCCUUUAGGGAUACAUGUACUGUUAAUAUGAAUGAAUUUUGUUACAACAGCACCACCUGCUGGUCAGUUUCCCACCAGUCUGACCACCAAGUAGUCAAGGAAGUUGUCAGGAGAAAGAAAGAGGCAGCUCUGAUGUUCUUCUGCUUAGGAAAAUAAUUAGAAACCUGUAACAAAAUUCAUUCAUAUUAAAAGUACAUGUUUCACUUAAUAUCUUGGAAUAAAAAGAAAAUAAAUAAUGAAUGUAAAUUACAAAAGUGUUUAGAAUAGCCCCCUCAUCAAUUCUACAUUCACUUAUUUUAAAGGUUUACUUAUCCUUUAAUAGAUGACUGGGUGUAUUUCUGUGUUGCAAUGAAUUUCCCCUCCCAAUUCAGAAGAUCCCGGCAGCCCUGUGCUCCUGCUGUUGAUCCCCCACGCCAUGUAUUCAAGAUACGGGAUGAAACCUUGCACCGACUGCACAUACCGCAAACUGUACUUUUUCUCUCCCAUCGUUUGUGUUUCUGUUUUUUUUUUUUUUUUCUUUAACAAAUGAAUUUUUCCGCAUUUAGAUCUUUGGACAAAGCUUUUGGUUUUUGAAAAAAAUGAAUUCUAUUUAUUGAGCAUUUGAAGGAACUGUUUGUAUUGUUUUUUUUUUAACUUUUAAAUUAAUAUUGGUGGACUUGAAUAUUUGCUUGUUUUUAUGUGUUUUUGGUUGAAGUUUAAUUUAUAGAUGUGAGCGACAGUUUGAAUUGAUAUUAAUAUUGCAACCGUCAUCCUCCUCUGUUUUAAAGAUGAAUUUAAAGGAAAACGAAUAAAUGAAUAUCGCUGUGAA